AUGAAGCCAACUCCCAUCUUUAAGCUAAAGGAACAGCCAGAAGAACAGACUGGAACUGUUCGGAGCAGCCCGGGCGAUCUCUCCUUCUCCGCUCCUUUGACAAAGCUCGCGGUGGAAAGCGUUUCAGUCUCCCAUCGCACACAGCAGCCAGACCGAGCGCGAUACUCGAAUGAAUUGAAAACCACUCGGGCUCCCCAGUUCUCCCCGCUCGGCGCCUCCACCUCCAGCACAACCCCGGGUGCACGCGGUUCAGUCGCUCCACUCGCCGGGAUCCGCCGCCUGUCACCCAGGGCGACACCGACAGGGGAUUCCCUGCGCGGCGACCGCAGCGCUCUUGCAACCCACCACCACCACCACCACCACCACCCGGUGAGGCCACGUUUGCCAGACAAAAAGAGCCCGAAUUUGCAAAAAGCCGCAUGGACUCACCUCGGGGCUGCGCUCCUCUGGCCUCGCCGUCGGUGGCCUCGCCGUCCGCCGCCCGACUGGGCGCCCAGGAUCAUUGUUUGGAGAGUGUCUGCGCGCGGUGCGUGCCCGGCGGCGGGCGGGUGGCCUCUGCCUGGGCCCGGCGGCCGGGUGGCAGCUGUGAGCGCGGCUCCGCCCCCUCCGCCUCCGGUUACGCCGCCCUCCGCGGCUCGCGCCGCACCUCCGCAGUCCCCGCCGCCUCUCCGCGUCCCCCCAGCCCAGCGAGCCCGCCCAGCAGCUACAGCUCUCCAGCCCCCCAUCCUUCCAAACUCCACGCCCCGCCCCUGCCUCCCGCUCCCUGCCCACCAGCUUGCAACCGCGAAGCUCCGCCCCGACUCCCGGCGCCAGCUGACCCCCGCCCCCCCCACCCCCCAGCUAACCCCCUCUGGCCACCCUCUCCUCAGCCAUGACUCUGCUCAGUUCUGCAGGGGCUUGCUUGCUUCCGUGUCUGAAGGCUUUCUUAGCCACAGUGCUUGCACAGAGAAGAAAACUGAGGCUCAGAGGACCACAUUAUUUGCCAGGGUUUCUCAGCUGAAAACUGGAAUUGGAAUCAAGGGCUGUCUGAUUCCACUGACAGGUCAGCAUCCCAAGAUGCAAGAGAGAGAGAGAGAGAGAGAGAGAGAGAGAGAGAGAGAGAGAGAGAGAGAGAGAGAAGAUUCAGAGCCAGGCCUGGGAGCUGGUGUUUUGAUCAAAAAAGGAAUUCACUUUCAAACAGACAUGUAUUCUUUGAAAAAAUAAUAAUAAUAAAUAAAUAAAACAAACAGAAAAUCUCUUCCAACUCAGCUGACUAAGUCCCAGUCAGGAUGACAGCAGCGUUCACUUGCGAGAUCCCACAGAGCUGGGGUCCAGCAAGAAAAUAAAUGUGACUUUCAUAUCA
This is a messenger RNA of Ictidomys tridecemlineatus (thirteen-lined ground squirrel), 1342 nucleotides long. Lineage: Eukaryota; Metazoa; Chordata; Mammalia; Rodentia; Sciuridae. The record is from RefSeq and is a predicted model, not a curated record.